Messenger RNA from Esox lucius (northern pike), 1214 nucleotides. RefSeq names its product sialoadhesin-like. NCBI's taxonomy places the organism in Eukaryota, Metazoa, Chordata, Actinopteri, Esociformes, Esocidae. Bases 1 to 801 code for a protein of 266 amino acids. Gene Ontology annotation, biological process: cell surface receptor signaling pathway. The transcript is spliced from 7 exons. The record is from RefSeq and is a predicted model, not a curated record. Gene Ontology annotation, molecular function: transmembrane signaling receptor activity.
AUGGAACUGACACCAGUCUAUUGGAUCUUUUGGAUUUUAUUCUUGGACAGCUGUGGAUUCACUGCAUGUCAGUCUGCAGGUUCUCUGAUUGUCAGACCCAACAGACGUCAGUUCUUGGAAUAUGAGUCUGUUACUCUGAGCUGUGAGGUCCAGGGUGGUUCUACUGGAUGGGGAGUGAAGAGGAACUCAAGUGGAAAGCGUACAGAGUGUGGUGAUGGAUGGGGGAGGGUGGAUGGAACCAACUGCAUCAUCUCCUCACCCAAAUUAGCAGACAGUGGAGUUUACUGGUGUCAGUCUGAAUCUGGAGAACACAGUAAUACUGUCAACAUCACAGUACACGAUGUGAUCCUAGAGAUUCCCAUCCUCCCUGUGACUGAGGGAGAUAAUGUGACUCUCAGCUGCAGACCUAAGGAAACUCCUUCUGACCUCACAGCUGAUUUCUACAAAGAUGGAUCCUUCCUCAGAACUGAGUUUACAGGAAAGAUGACCAUCCCUGCAGUUAACAAGUCAGAUGAAGGAUGGUACUGGUGUAGACACCCUAAAGGAAACUCCUCAAAGAGCUGGAUAACUGUGACAGCUCCUUUUAUUAAAUCCUUAGAUCCAUCCUCAUCUCCUCCUCCAUCCUCAUCUCCUCCUCCGUCCUCAUCUCCACCGUCUCCAGAGGAGCUGACCAAGAAGACUGAAUGUCUCUUACUGGAUGGAUGGGAGGACAUGAGCCCUUGGACCUCAGGACCAACAAGCCCAAAUGACUCGCAGCUGUCCCUGCCCGAUGUCCUUCUGGAUGUGUUGCCGACCAAGUAGCUGCCUGAGGAUUCCUGUGGCCACUGCCCAGACCCACCUGAUUGUCUGUGUCCUUGUCCACCUGGCUGUGCAACUGACUUCUGUUCAACGACUCACAGCCCACUUGAAGUUAUUUACAUGCUUGUCUUCUGAUCAUGCAACAACAUUGACGUGGGCCAUGAGGUUAUGUUCUCUCAUAAUCUUCACUGGGCACAGCUAGAAGACUGGCCACCCCUCAAAGACUGGUUCCUCUGUAGGUUUCUUCUUAAGUUUUGACCCUACUAUUGAGUUUUUUCCCAGUCAUUGUGCAUUAACUCCUGUUGUUUGCUCUUUGGGGUUUCAUGCCAGGUCUCUUUAACUUUCAAAAGGGAAAAACAUUUAUUUUCUAAUAGCUAGCCAAUGCCAAUUUUUUUAGUAAAUUUACAUGUACAUUU